Messenger RNA from Plasmodium gaboni, 1071 nucleotides. The record is from the annotation of a RefSeq genome assembly. NCBI's taxonomy places the organism in Eukaryota, Apicomplexa, Aconoidasida, Haemosporida, Plasmodiidae.
AUGGCGAGAAAAAAAAGUUUUUCUGUUUUUCCAUUUUAUCUUUUUGAUGAAAACCGAAAAAGAAAAUUCCAUUAUAUAUCAUUUAAAUUACUUUGCUUAAGUUUAUAUAUAAUUGGAUUUUAUUAUGUUUUUCUAAAUACAUCAUUAGAAAACAAGGGCCUAGAAAAUGUUAAAAAUGGAAAUAUAUAUGAACGAAAUUUAGGUGAAGCACAAACAAAAAAUAAGGGACCAAAAUGGAAAAGAUAUUUAAAACUUAAAAAUGAAGAUGUAAAUAAAACAAAACACAAUACAAAUAAUAUGAAAUGUAAUGAAGAAAAAGUAGAGGAAAAUAAACAUAGUACUAAUAAUGAUAUGAAGAAUAAUAAUGUGGAAAAUAAAAGUAAUAGUUCUAUGAAUAAUAUAAAUUAUAAUGAUAUGUCAAAAACUUUAACAGAAAAGGAAUUAUUUGAUGUUUUAAAUUCAUUAAAAGAAUGCCCUCCCAAAGAAGAUCUUAGAAAUAUAUGGAAUCACACACUUGGUGUUGCAAAAGAAGGUUUGGAUAAUAUAAAAGUAAUAUUUCAAUAAGUAAUAAAUAAAAGUAAUAUUUCAAUAAGUAAUAUAAAUUAUAAUGACAUUUCAAAGAGUUUGACAGAAAAGGAACUGUUUGAAGUGCUAAAUUCAUUUGAAGAAUGUCCAUCAAAAGAAGAUCUUAGAAAUAUAUGGAAUCACACACUUGGUGUUGUCAAAGGAGGUUUUGAUGAUAUGCAGAGAGAGUUAAAGGGAUUAAUACAAAAAUAUUUAGAUAGUGAUGUUUAUAAUAAUAGGGGAAUUGGGUUAUAUGAGACUAUUUGGAAAAAAAAUCUUUUUAGUCUUUCUGAAAAAAUAGCAACUGAAGAAGUAAAAUACACUAAAAACUUUUAUAACUUAAUUAAUGGUAAACAUACAAUUGAUGAUAUAUUAAAAUUUAUUUAUUCGUUCUUAGAACAUUUCAAAACAUUAAAAAAGGAAUUACACCAAAAACAGCAAAAGGAACUUUUAGCUGAUGUUGAACGAGAAUGGUAUAUACGGGAACAAUGUAGAUUACGUGGAUAA